AUGCCUCGCAAAGCUAAAGGCUCAAGGGUUAAGAAGCAGACGCGACUUGCCUUCAACCCCGCCGCGACAGAACCAACUACCAAUGGCAGCGGAGAUGAUGGCGAACGCUACAGGACCCUCGGGUACGGACAUCCAAGUCUAGCUUCUGUACGCACGGAAAAGUCACGUCCCGGAAAGCUCUCAGUAGAGAUAAGAUCCUCGAAACGAUCCAAAAAAGAAUCUUCGCCAGACGACAUCUCAAGCAGCCUCAAACAAAAUACGUUGGAACCUACCCCACAGACACAGAGCGAUACCUCCGAUGACGAAAUAGUUCCCCCAAGCUCUCAGAAGAGAAAGAGACAAACCCCCAUUAUGAGUCCACCCAAUGCAGAAAGACCCAGCACGAGGAGGAAGGCCCGGAGACGCGAACCCUCUCCGGUUGAGUCGGAUGAACAAACAGAAGUGACACCGCGGCCCCGUCGCAAUUUGAAACGAAAGGCGGAGAGCCCACAAGUCAUUUCGCUCGACUCCGAGGAUUCUGAAGAAGAUCCUGUUUUAUCUUCGGCGGUUAAGAGAAGAAGGGUAGUGGUGGGUUCAGAGUCGCUUAAGACGCCUCGCGCCGGUGCCGGGCAGGAUGAACUUGACAUUGAGGAAGAUGUAAGAGAUCUUCAGGACUCAGUCGUUAAAAAUACGAGAACGAGAGGCCGACUUCCCGGAUCCGCACGAGAUAAGCGAUUCAAGACUUUGGAGGCUAUGCGGCGCAAGCGUCUUGGGUUAAAACCAGAAAGCGAAGAAGAGGAAGGGGAAGAGGAAGAGCAAGAGCAAGAUGAGAUAGGCGGUGGUAGCGGUCAAGAGGAUGAAGAUGAGAGCCCAAGUAAGCAAGGGUUUCAUUGGCAAGUUGAUGAGGGUGAAAGCGAGGAGGAACAAGUCAAUCCAAGCAACGAAGAUCUCGAUCGCUACGAAGAUGACUUUGUUCUUGAUGAUGAUAACGUGCCAUUGGGGGUUCCUGCUGAAAUCCCAUUCGAAUUCACACGACACGCCUACAAGAAGCCUAAAGACUACUUCCGAGACGUGGUUGGGUGGAUGGUGCAUAAUCGGCUUGAUCCCGCGUUUCCACGCACAGAUCCCAUGUACGAAAUGGCAUUUAUGAAGUUAGAAGAUGAGGUCAAGGGUCGCGCAGGCUCUCAAUUGAUCUCAUCUGUUUGGAACCGUGAUUUCCACUAUGCGCUGCUAGCACGGCCACAUAUGGAGAUCACCUCUUACCCGACUAUUGAUUGUCAUUCAUGUGAUGCCUGUAAUCGAUCUGGGCACCCUGCAUCAUCUGAUAUGAAACUAUAUGGCAAGCCCUACUCGUUACAAACGCUUGAACCGCUCUGCGAUAGUGAAGAGGACCAGUCUCGUCAAACCAGUACAUGGGAUGAGGAUGAGAGCAACGAAACUGACGCGGGUGUUGAGCGUGAUCGAGAUGGACAUGCUUUACCAGAUGAGCAUAAGCGAUUUCUUCUAGGACGACAAUGCAAGCAUAAAGCACAGUUAGCACAUACACUUACCCAUUGGAGAUUUCAUCUCUAUGAAUGGGUGGUCGGUUAUCUUGAACGCAAGGGCCACAUGGCCGAUGACGAGAUUCUACGCCGCAGUAACAUGAGUCAAAAGCGAAAGACUCGAAAUGCGAUCAAAGUUCUUGAGUCCAUGAUUGAAGCUGGUGAAGUUGAGAAACUCUGGCGCGACUUCCAUACGAAUCUGAAGACUGCUCGUGGAGAAAGGUAUGUUUUUGUCCCAUUCUGCUAUUGA
Messenger RNA from Penicillium angulare, 1770 nucleotides. RefSeq lists its product as uncharacterized. The coding region runs from base 1 to 1770 and encodes 589 amino acids. NCBI's taxonomy places the organism in Eukaryota, Fungi, Ascomycota, Eurotiomycetes, Eurotiales, Aspergillaceae. The record is from RefSeq and is a predicted model, not a curated record. Gene Ontology annotation, cellular component: nucleus. The transcript is spliced from 4 exons.